ACCUGUCAACAUGGCCGACUUUCAACGAGAAAAAAAUCUUUCUGAUAACAUUAGCAUUGAUUUGGGUGGUUCUGAAGAUUUCAGUUCGACGAAACAAUCCUAUAAACACGUAGAAAGCCCGAGUAAAUAUAUGCCAACGCAAGACGAAUUUCAAUUUGUUCAGGGUCCUUCACAAUCAGUUCAACAAAUUGAAGGAAGUAUUUAUGCAGAUACAACCACAAGUGCAGGUGGAACAGCAUAUGGUGUUAAACAUCGUGGGCUAGCCUCCAGACUACUUGAAAAUCGUGGAUUUGGUUGGUUGUUAGAAGAAGAGGAAAAUGAUGAUGUUGAAUUGAAACCACUUCUUGAAGAAUUAGAUAUUGAUCUGAAAGAUAUUUAUUAUAAAAUAAGAUGCGUUAUGUUCCCUCUCCCACAACUUGGUUUUAAUCGACAUAUUUUACGAGAAAGCCCUGAUUUUUGGGGUCCUUUGGUUGUUGUUUUACUGUUUUCUGUCUUUUCUUUAUAUGGACAAUUUAGGGUUGUGUCAUGGAUUUUGACUAUUUGGUUAGGUGGAUCGUUUAUUGUAUUUUUAUUAGCUAGAGUUCUUGGUGGAGAGGUAUCCUAUGGACAGUGUAUUGGUGUAAUUGGGUAUUCUCUCCUACCUUUAUUGUUAAUGGCCUUGUUUUUACCUCUUGUUAGAUCCGUUGCAGUAAUAAGCUUUGCUUUCAAGUUAUUGGGUGUGGUUUGGGCAGCAUAUAGUGCAGGUUCAUUACUCUGUGUUCAAGAAUUACAACAUAAAAAGCCUUUGUUGCUGUAUCCAGUAUUCUUAUUGUAUAUAUACUUUUUAUCGUUGUACACUGGCGCCUGAUUUACUUACAUUAUGACCCCCAAUCCUGGAUUUGCACUAAAAUUCAUGUGUUUGAAAAUAUAAGAAUGGCAGUUCAAUAUUACAUGGAAAUUUUGAGCAAGGAAACUUGAAUCUGAUUAAUUCUGAAACCAAAAUAUGAUGUCUUUAUCAUUAUUCAUUUCAACAGUUAGAAAAAUUUGAUAGGAUUCCCAAUUGUUUUAAGGGUCAGCUCAAUGUUGAUUGUUAUUUUUUGUUUAUCACUCAUAUACAAUAAAUUACUCUAAUGUUUCAUUUGACAAUUCUUGGCAGUUUCCAUAGAUCUGAAUACGUUGCAAAGGGCUAGCUUAACUUUCACAUUAGGCCCUAUACUAAUGUUUUUGGUUAUAGAUAAAUGUCAAUUAUAAUAUUGUUUCCAGAAAUGUAAAUAGGGAGAUGUAUUUAUUUUAUACUCAUUGUAAAAAUUGUAAAUAAAAUGAGGUAUUUUC
Lottia gigantea (owl limpet) is the source of this 1311-nucleotide messenger RNA. RefSeq lists its product as hypothetical. The record is from RefSeq and is a predicted model, not a curated record. NCBI's taxonomy places the organism in Eukaryota, Metazoa, Mollusca, Gastropoda, Lottiidae. Gene Ontology annotation, biological process: endoplasmic reticulum to Golgi vesicle-mediated transport; vesicle fusion with Golgi apparatus. Bases 11 to 847 code for a protein of 278 amino acids. The transcript has 6 exons. Gene Ontology annotation, cellular component: membrane; trans-Golgi network.